CUGGAUUGGAGCCCUUCAGAAAAAGACCUUGACCAGUGCUCCAUGAAGGGCAAGAGAAAGGCUGACUGUCCUAACUUCAUCCGUGUGCUCCAGUUCCUGAACACCACCCACAUCUAUACCUGUGGAACCUUUGCUUUUAGUCCGCGCUGCACCUACAUCCACUCGGACACGUUAACAAUGAGCCCCAACACCGAUGAAGGAAGAGGUCGCUGCCCUUAUGACCCCUAUCAGCGCAGCACUGCUGUCAUUGUGGAUGGAGAACUGUACACUGCCACUGUGGCAGACUACAGGGGGAACCGGCCGGUCAUCUCCAGACACCUCAGUGAAGGUGGUCGAGUCGACAUGAAGUUGGACGAUACGUUAGGAUGGCUUGAGGAUCCAACCUUCAUCAGCUCCAUCUUCAUUCCCCAUGAGGAGAAAAUCUUCUUCUUCUUCAGUGAAGUGGCUAGAGAGUAUAACUUCAUAGACAAGUUCAUUGUGUCCCGUGUGUCUCAGAUCUGCAUAAGUGACGUUGGAGGUCAGCGGACUCUACAGCGACGAUGGACCACGUUUGCCAAAGCUCAGCUGUUGUGCCAGGCUGGCAGUGAGCUGCCUUACAAUGUGGUCCAGGACAUCGACAUCCUCCCACCAGCAGAGGGAGCUCCUGCAGAUGACACGCUUUUCUAUGGCAUCUUCACCUCUCAGUGGGCCGUGAACUCUGGAAGGUCGGCAGUGUGCUCAUUUCGUCUGGCAGAAAUCAAAUCUGUUUUCUCUGGAAACUACAAGGUCCUGAACAGGGACACGUUACAGUGGAGCGCACGCAUUCAGGAGAAGGUCGCAAAUCCGGGAGAGUGUGGCCUGCACAACGCGUCAGAUAACGCUCUGCGCUUCGUCAAAGAGAACUUUCUGGCGGAGGACAGCGUGCAUCCAGCAGGAAAACCUCUGACCGUGGUGUCUGCUGAGCGCACCUACAGCCGCCUGAUGGUCCAGAGGGUCCAGGGGGCCAACAGAAAGUUCUACACGGUCCUGUUUCUACUGACAGAGGAUGGUUACUUACACAAAGCAGUGCUGCUGCCGCUCGGGGCCCACAUCAUCGAGGAGGUCCAGGUUUUUGAGCUGCCACAGCCCAUCAAGAGCCUGAAGCUGUCUGUUCCCAAGGGUAUGGUUUACAUCGGCACAUCAGAGGGGGUUCUGAGGGUUCCAGCGUCCAACUGCUCCUUCUACUGGACCUGUGGUCAGUGUGUCCUGGCCCGAGACCCUUUCUGUGGCUGGGAUCCUGGCAGCAGGGCCUGUGUAGAGGUCUCUGGGACCCAGAGCAGUCUGGCUCAGGACGUAGAUGGAGGGAAUGUUGAAGAAACCUGCAACAGCAUUUCAUUCACACACAGAACCAGAUUUGGUCCAAACAAAUUGCCCACAGCCUCGUGUCCUCCAGGCAAGCUGGUGUCCGUGUCCCUGAAUGAAGUGGUGCGGCUGCAGUGUCCCGCAGCAUCGCAGCUGUCCCGGCAGCUGUGGGAGCGUCCUAACAGUCGCUUGUCCUCGGACCUGUACUUGGAGCUGGGGGAUGGGAGCCUUAGCUUCGUGGCCACUCCGGCCACGCUGGGCCACUACCUCUGCCUGUCCACAGAGAACGGCUACCGGCAGACCAUAGCCAUCUAUCAGGUGAAGCAGAAGAGCAGCCCCCUGACUCAGACUCCAACCAGUCGCACCCAGCUUCACACACGAGCCGCCCCCACCUCUCACACUGCAGCCAGCUCUGGACCUCACACCUCCACAGGGAGUUGGCCUGAAACAACAGAGACCAAACCUUCACUGUCUGCCAUGAACACUCAGGUCACCCCCCGACAGCCUGGCAGGAACCUGACUCUGUGGACCAAAGGGUCUGGACUGAGAGAGUUCCCCGGUGAGGAGUCCCCGCUGUCGGCCCGCUGUCCCAACUACCUGAAGGAGCUGGUGGUGGUGUCGGUCCUGCUGGUCCUCUGCCUCAGUCUGCUGAUCCCAUUGACUGUGUGUGUCAUCAGACAGCGCUGGCAGAGGAAAACAGCCCCUCAGGCAGGAACUCUUCCCAGAGACUCGAACAGGGGGACCCCGGAGGAGCAGGAGGCCCUGAACGAAAAUGAGUUCUUUAGCCAACGCACUGGUCCACCUGUGCACGGUGGACAUUCCAGCGGGUUGGUUUGUAACGGGACACUGACAGACUCCAGACAGCAUCUACCAAACACUCCCAUCUGAGCAACAGAUUCAAACUGUUCCUUUAAAGAAGAUGGUAGUCCAGUUA
Nematolebias whitei (Rio pearlfish) is the source of this 2254-nucleotide messenger RNA. Its product is annotated as semaphorin-4B-like. Gene Ontology annotation, biological process: semaphorin-plexin signaling pathway; positive regulation of cell migration; axon guidance. The transcript has 12 exons. Lineage: Eukaryota; Metazoa; Chordata; Actinopteri; Cyprinodontiformes; Rivulidae. The annotation marks the transcript as partial. The record is from RefSeq and is a predicted model, not a curated record. Gene Ontology annotation, molecular function: chemorepellent activity; semaphorin receptor binding.